This is a messenger RNA of Danaus plexippus (monarch butterfly), 3552 nucleotides long. RefSeq names its product beta-secretase 1-like. The transcript is spliced from 9 exons. Gene Ontology annotation, cellular component: trans-Golgi network; endosome; membrane. Lineage: Eukaryota; Metazoa; Arthropoda; Insecta; Lepidoptera; Nymphalidae. Gene Ontology annotation, molecular function: aspartic-type endopeptidase activity. The record is from RefSeq and is a predicted model, not a curated record. Bases 200 to 1654 code for a protein of 484 amino acids. Gene Ontology annotation, biological process: amyloid-beta metabolic process; membrane protein ectodomain proteolysis.
GUAGCUUAAUGUCAAUGGGUUCACCCAACUCCAAAGUAAGCAGACAGAAGCCACUCAAAAUCAGUAAAAAAGGGAUACUAGGUCUUCCUUGAUCAAAUAAUCAAUUUCUUCAAUAUGUGUACACUAAAUUAGAAUAUCUUCAUUUAGAAAAAUAUACAAUAACUAAUACAUCCAAUUCUGGGCAUAAAUUGAAGCAAAAAUGCAAAAAACAAGUUUAAGUUAUUUUUUUGUACUCCUCAUCGUGUCCGUGACUUCAUGUGAAGAAUAUAACUUGUACGGAGAUGCUGGACAAGCUUAUGCGUUUGAAAUUGAUAUCGGACAUCCGAAACAAAAGCUUAAUGUAAUAAUUGAUACAGGAAGCACAACUUUGGCUAUUGCAGCAUAUCCAAGAAAAGAUAAUAAUAAAUAUUUUUAUCCUGGUAACUCAACAACAAUAUACAAUAGUAUCACAAAGAUCGAGUCAAAAUAUUAUCAGGGGACAUGGGUUGGCCAUUUAGUAUCUGAUUUUGUAACCUUCCCUUCACUACCGUUGAUACCAGAAGUUAGGUGUGAUAUCGCAUUAAUAAGUAAGAGUCACAAAUUCUUUAUGAACGGCUCGGGAUGGCAGGGAUUACUAGGGCUUGCAUAUUUAUCAGUAGGAGCCCGAAGUGAUGGUGUCAUUGUUGGUUCCUGGUUGGAUUCUGUUGAGAGAUCCUUGAAUAGGCCUAUGUCUUUUCAGUUCAAGUUAUGUGGGGUUGAGAGUCCUAACAACGCCACACAUUAUGGAAAGUUUGAAAUGAUAGCUGAUAGUUCAAGAUCAAAUGAAGUUAUUUAUCGAACUCCAAUUUUGCGUAAGAGAUGGUAUGAAAUAGGUGUGCUCUCAGUGAGAGCUUUUACAAAGUUACCCAACUCGUCUUUUGACAAAUCCAAUGAUACAUUAAAAGACAACAAUACUAUUGACAAGGAUAUGUGUAUGAAAUUAAAUAAAGAUAAAAGUAUUUUGGAUUCUGGAACAACCAGUAUAAGACUGCCCGAUGAGAUAUUUACCAAGGUUGUAAAUGUACUAAGAAAUGCUGCACAAACAGCAAAUAUGUUGAUUUGGGAUGAAUUUUGGUACCAUGGCGAGGCUACCUGUUGGCCGGAACCUCAGGAAUGGUCUUUACCUUCAAUUGCCAUUGACCUUCUCAGCACUGAUUCAGAUAAUGAAUAUUUUACAUUGGAAAUACCGCCACAGAACUUUAUGCGGGUGAUGACGGCUCGCAACAACAGCAUGUCGGGUCGCGUGUCCGAGUUCUGUUACAAGCUGGGGCUAGAGGCUGGCGGACAAGAGACGGUCCUUGGAUACACCGCAAUGGAAGGACUAGAGGUACUCUUCAAUAGAUCAGCUGGUUGGAUCGGUUGGAAACCAUCAAACUGUGGUCCAAAUGCACGUGUAACAGGCCCGUAUAAUAUUUCAUCGUCCUUAAUAUCGCUAUGCGAGUUGACAGAACCGGUCCCCGAUGUUGCGGUCUCCAUUAAAGCUGCCCAAUGGACGCUCUGCGUUAUAUCCAUUGUAGCCGCUGCUGUAUUAAUAUAUUUACUGGCUCCCUGUAUUAAGGUAUACUUAAUCAGACCGUUGCCAAGAACACAACAAAUCUCUUUAUCCCAAACAUCUUUAGUUGAAGAAGAAGCCUAAAUAUAGGUAGAAGAAUCUAUUUUAUAUUAAUACCAAAUUAUGGAUGAGCGAAAAUUACCAAAAAAAAAAAAAAUAUUUUGGAAAUUAUUUUUUAUAGAUGUGAUCUGUUUUCGUUGGAUAAUUUUAAAAUGAUCGUCGUAUACCUAUUCAUACUUAUUUCACUGAUCUCAUUUUCUUCUUAACAAAAUGUGAUAUUUUAGUUUGUGAUAAUGUUUGUUUUUCAACGUAUAUCAAAAAAAAAAAAAAUUACAAGAACUUAUGUUGCGCAGGGAGUUCAAUUUUAAUCUUUAUUGAUUACUAUCAGUAUCAAUAAACAAAAAUAGUCAUGAAUUUUUACGUUCCUUUUGAAAAUGUAACGUUUACGUAUAACGGUUCUUUUUAUUCGGAGCUUUUUUCCAAACGAACCGUUUCUAUAGUUGUAUAUGUAUAUGUAUUUACUUAUAUUUUAGUACUGUAGUAUUUUAAUGGGCAUUUUGUAAUAAGUAUAAAUACUCUUUGAGAGUCAUUAAAAUUAUAAAAAGUCUUAAGGCACGAUUUUCAUAUAUUUUGUAGCGUUUUUAAGUUGCACAAAAUCGGUCUUUAUAAAAUUCUUAGUAUAACUUGCACAGUGUGUUUUUGGAAGACUAACAUGCUUAUAUAGUCUGAGACUACGUCAUAGAUUUAAGUUAUAUCUGGAAAACUGAAUUGAUAUUUAUCUUAUGAAGAUCAGUUAUCAGGUAAUAUUUUUAAGUUAAAUAAUUAAACCUGGAAACAAUUUUUUGUACUAAUUGUCACUAAAUAGUGUAACCGAAAUGCCAACCAAAAAAUAUUGAGUGUAAUUUUUUUUAUCAUGAUGAUAUUUUUUUUUGAUAUUGACUAACCGCUUCGAAUAGUGUCUGAAACAACAUUUCUUGGUCAGACUUAGGCAAAAAAAAAAAAAUUUCUAGAAUUAAUUAUUAAAUAAUCAGAAAUUUGUUUAUUCAAAUAAUGGUAACUAGCUGACUUAGUUUAGUGAAUGUCUUUCGACGUAAAACUAUUUCUACUAUCAAUAUCUGUCCAUUUCAUAACGUAUCAUUUUUCAUAAUCAUACUUUUGUGUUGAUAAAAAAAAAAAACAUCCGUCUCAGAAUAGACCUUUAUUUAUUCAUUUAAACUUUAAAGAUUAGAUAAAUGAAAAUAGAUGAUAAUUAAAAUCGUAGUCUUAUAACAAAUUAAUUCUUCAUUAAAGAAGUCAUUUUCAAUUUUUCCAUACAUAUCUAGAGGAAAAAAAUCUCAUAAUGCCAUAUAUAUUUUGUAGAAAAAAUACUUUUAAGAGUAAAUGGCACUUAACAAUUAUUCUUCUAGCACAUUUUUAAGAUUUAAGUAGUGUUAAGUACUUAAGCCUGAUGAGCGUGUUUUACUUUUAUUACUUCACUAUUAUUAAAAUAUAUACUUUUUUGAAAUAUUUUGAUUCAGAAAAAAAUGCAGUUAAUGAAAAAAUCAACAAUGCAGUAUUAAUCUUUUAUGCUAAUACUAUUUUAUUUUUAUUCGUUUAUUAAAAACGUUUUGUUUAAUUUUAGAGCAUUUUCAAGUGUGAUAAUUUUUAUUUAAGUACUGUCGUGUGCGUGAAAUGUAGACAAAUACUAAGGUAUAUUUAAAAAAGAAAUUGGAAUUUAAUUAGGUCAUUGAAUUGAAGAACUUUGAUGUUGGGAUUUGUACUUUGUUUUUUUAAAUUUCAUCUAAAUAAAUGGUAACUUUCUUCUUGCCAGACUUAAAAAUACGUGGCCAAAAAAACAAUGUUUUUUUUUAUGUUAAGUGUUGCCAUGAAAUUUAUAAUUUAUAUAUUGUUUGUGAAUGGAGUGACCAAUUAGGCAAAAGGGUUUAAAGAUAAAUUUGUCAAACAACAAAUUGUUAUAUUUACAAUAAAGUAUUGUCUCAAAA